Messenger RNA from Dendronephthya gigantea, 2196 nucleotides. RefSeq names its product adhesion G protein-coupled receptor L4-like. Gene Ontology annotation, cellular component: membrane. Lineage: Eukaryota; Metazoa; Cnidaria; Anthozoa; Malacalcyonacea; Nephtheidae. The coding region runs from base 247 to 1971 and encodes 574 amino acids. The record is from RefSeq and is a predicted model, not a curated record. Gene Ontology annotation, molecular function: G protein-coupled receptor activity. The transcript is spliced from 11 exons. Gene Ontology annotation, biological process: adenylate cyclase-activating G protein-coupled receptor signaling pathway; cell surface receptor signaling pathway.
GGUAUAGGUCCGAAUGAAGAGGUUAACUUUCCCACUGACUUAUUUCUAACGUGGAUCAAAGCAUUUGACAAAUUGAAAAGUCCUUAAGCUAGAGUUCAAACGAUUGAACCAAAAGAAGUUAAAAAAUAUUGGAAAGAAGAGAUUCACGAUUGAUGUGAUAUGGAAUAUAGAAAACUAUCAAACUACGGAAGAGAAUAACAAAAUCAGAACUAUGCGAAGUAACAAACUGAAGGGUCAGAAGUAAAAAUGAAUAAAAUGAUUAUUGUCUAUUUGUCACUGUUCCUGUACCAAGGCCAUGUAUUUUCUCAAGAGUUCGUAGCUAAUGGCACAUCACAUGUUAAUGUGACAGGAUGUAUUCGUAUACGUGAGAGGAAUGCGUGGGACGUUCUUGAUCGUGAAUCUGACGUGUACAAAGACAUCGCUAAAAACCUCACUCGAGGGUUUGUCAAUUUUUUCCCAAAUUACUUCCGUUGGGUGCAUCUUAAUGUAACAGUGGAAGAACUCUUUAUUUGGCCGACAUUUCCAGAGAAGAAAGAUGCAAAAAACUUGUCAUUUGUGAUCAUUGCACGAAACAAGUAUAAAACAACGUCUUUUGAAAGGAAGGCUGAGGCCGAAUUCGAGUUACCUAAUAGUUUGUUUUGGUACAAUUGGCACCACAUACACACCGAUAAAGAUAGCGAAGGGUUUGUCACAUUAGAGGGGCUGAAAGUUAAAUAUAAAGAUAUAGAUCUACUUCCUGAACCCAUAGUAGAAAAUGUCACCCUAAACUACAUGGCAUUUAUCACGAAAUUAAGAAAUGCAAACAGCAAUGGUGAAGGCGAUGAAACACCAACUAGAUCACCAUCAGGGAAUUCCUCAGUAGAAGGUUCAUUUAAUACCUCGGUGUCCCCGAGUGAACCCAAAGAGCCGCGUGAAAUAUCUUACAUAGCGUAUAUUGGUAUUACAUUAUCUAUGAUUGGCUUGCUCAUCACAAUGACAUCAAUAUGUUUCUUCAGAAGGUUACGAAAAUUUCGACGAAAUCAAAUUCUGGUUCAUAUUUGCGUCACAAUAAUGGCAGGGAUGUUGCUAUCAAUAUUAUCUUUCACAUACGAAGGAAAUAAGAGCUAUUGUACAGCGUUAGCGCAGUUACUACACUACUUCAUCUUAGCUGCAGUAUCUUGGAUGUGUGUUGAGGCGUACAAUCUAUACAGAGAUCUUGUUAAAGUGUUUAAUACAACCACAUUGUCAGGCAGGGGCUUCACAUUAAGAGCUUGUAUAUGCGGUUACGGUCUUCCAGCAGUGAUUGUGGGCGUGACCUCCGCUGUGGAUAUCAGGUUUUAUGGUCGGAGAAAUGACGCAUGUUGGAUGACGUCGUCAGCAUUCUUCGUCAGCUUCCUCACUCCAGUGCUUCUCACGGUCUUCGUAAACAUUGUCUUCUUCGGUCUGAUCAUGCGCGAAAUUAUUCAAAUAUCUCAACGUGACGCGAACAACAUCAGAUCAAGUCUACGCGCGGCAGUCUCUCUUUCGGUCGUAUUCGGGUUUUGUUGGCUUCUUGCGGGAAUUUCCACGUUUACCACAAACCCCCUCGUGACGUACGCGUUUGUCAUCCUAUCGUCAUUCCAAGGCCUGUUUAUAUUCAUAUUUCACGGAAUUGGUAAGCAAGAGCUGCGCGAUUCUUGGAAAAGCUUGCCCAUAUUCAAAUGGCAGUUCAACAAAUUCAGUAAUACUGAAAUCCAAGGCCGCGGAAAGACCGAGUCGACUACCCAGGAUACACCGCAGAUGCCAAAGAGAUGUUCCACGGAUGCGGUGGGAAAAUUGAGGGAAGAUUACUUCUCAGCCUUUGAUGCAGGAUUUCGCUCAGCCUGUGAUGCGGGUCACAACACAGCCUACGCCAAAGAAAGUAUACUGAACAGCAAUGAGCACAACGAUGAAAUUCCUGACUUGCACGAGAAAAAACACAGCGUGUUGAAAAAGAUUGAAAGUAAUUGUUAAUGGGCAGAUUUGUUGAAGGGUGGUUCCUUUCAGUUAUGAAGAUCAUAAAUGGCUAUUGGCUAUAGACGCAGACAUUACAAAUAAAAAACUUUAAGAUUUUAAAAACAGUUAAAAGUACUGGCAGUAUAAGAGUAACGCACUGUCAUGUUUUAAUAUGUAAUAAUUAUAACGUUAUUUCAAAUUUGUAAUUUAUCAAGUUACAUCAAAGAUUAUCAUAAAAAUUCA